Cajanus cajan (pigeon pea) is the source of this 1893-nucleotide messenger RNA. The record is from RefSeq and is a predicted model, not a curated record. Lineage: Eukaryota; Viridiplantae; Streptophyta; Magnoliopsida; Fabales; Fabaceae.
UCCAAUUUCCACCACACAUACUCAAUUUUACAAAAACCACCUAACCCUCACUCUCUCUCUCUCUAGACAAAUUAUAAUUUUCAUCAUGGACCCCUCCUCGAUCCCUCCACCGUCCGUUCCGCCGCCCACCGCCGUGCCUUUCCCGGCCGAGCCCAACGACCACCCGCCUCCUCCGGACCCUCCCGCCAACCACCCUCCCUACGCCGAGAUGAUAUACACGGCAAUCGAGGCGUUGAAGGAGAAGAACGGUUCGAGCAAGAGAGCAAUAGGGAAGUACAUAGAGCAAGUGUACAAGGACCAGCUUCCACCCAAUCACUCCACCUUGUUGACUCACCACUUGAAUCGUUUGAAGACCACGGGACUGCUCCAAAUGGUCAAAAAAUCCUAUGCUCUCCCUAGAUCUGCGCCCCUACCUGGACUCGCGCCUCAACCGCUUCCGCCUGGGGGUUCUCCCAGGCCCAGAGGCCGUCCCCGCAAGGCCCAGAAUCCCGUCCACAACUUGCCCCAGGCCCAGCCUCUGCCCCUGCCCCUGCCCCUGCCCCUGCCCCUGCCCCAGGAAACCGCUAAUGUUCAGCAGAAUGCUGAACCCGUCUGGGCCGCGCUUGGGCUCGCGGACGAGCCCUUGCAGGCUGAGAGCGGCAAGAAGCGCCCGGGCCGUCCCAAGAAGAACGCGGUUCCCGGAGCGGGUCCGUCCCGGAGAGGCCGGCCUCCGGGCUCCGUGAAGAGGCCCGGCCGUCCUCCCAAGGCUAAGACCGACACCGCCGAGGCUUCCGUUGGGCCGAAGAGAGGCCCGGGCCGUCCGCCCAAGAACCAGACGCAGGCGACUCCGAUUCCCUUUGCUCAGCCCGCGGGUGCGGACCCCGUGGCUGAACCGGUUGCUGCCGCUGCUGAUGCUGGGGCUGUGCUUGGGCCCAGGGCCCGCGGACGGCCCAAGAAGUACGCUGAUGAGGUUGUUGCUGCGGGCCGAGGCAGGGGAAGGGGUCGUGGUCGCGGUGGCCGGGGACGAGGGAGAGGGCGCGGGGGAUUACCUGCGCCGCCCAGACCCGGGGCUAGGCCUGUGGGCCGUCCGAAGAAGGGCUCAACUUAUGCUAGUACUUCACAAAAUGCUGCUAAUGAUGAUCUGAGGAGGAAACUUGAACACUUCCAAUCAAAAGUGAAGGAAUCUUUGGCAGUGCUUAAGCCUCAUUUUAACCAUGAAAGUCCAGCCACUGCAAUUGCAGCUAUUCAAGAUUUGGAAGAACUUGGAAUCAUGGACCUCAAUGCACCACUGAGGGAUGAAACACUUCCACACCAAGAGGAGCUGCCACCACCACAGCCACCCGUGCAGCCACAGCAGCUGCAGCUACCACGGCAACAGCUUCCACCACCACCACAACAGCAGCAGCAGCCACCACAGCAAAAUCUACCACCACAACAACUGCCACCACAGGCACCUAUAUUUCCACAAGAUUUUCCUGCGUUCCAUCUGCAGCCAUUCCAGCAGCAUCUGCAGUUCCAGCAACAGCAGCAGCCACAGCCACCACAGCUAUUCCAGCCACCGCCUCAGCACCACCAACAGUUUCAUCCUUAGGAAUCAGGCCCACACUAGGAAGAAUUACAUGGUCCUCAAUUUGAUUAUGAAGCUAGGAAGAAUUACAUGGUCUUCAAUUUGAUCAUGAACAAUCUGAACAAGUGUUUUAACAAGGCACAUGAGGUAACAGAUUUGUAAAGCGAGUAGACAGUAGCAGAACUGAUUUUUCGUUGAGUGAAUUGAUUGUCCAUUUAGUUUGUUGUUGAACACUGUUUUAGAUUGACCCCUCAAGUAAUUUUUAGAUUUUAGAGUACUGAUGAUUCUGUUAUUCAAGUAAUAUUUGUUUGACUUUGCCAGCUUUAGAUUUUUAGUCACAUUGUCCA